Cooperia oncophora is the source of this 1110-nucleotide messenger RNA. The record is from the annotation of a GenBank genome assembly. Lineage: Eukaryota; Metazoa; Nematoda; Chromadorea; Rhabditida; Trichostrongylidae.
AUGGGUUUUCGUGAUUAUCCAAACCUGGUAUUGCAACAGAAACAACGGUACUGCCGCAACAACCAGUUGUUCUGGCCUAAAUAUCGUAAACUUGCCCUCUCGCAUGAUGCUGUUCUUGCCGGCCGCCAUGUGAACGACAUAUCCGUACGGGUCCGAAAAGCCGAAAAACAAGGCGUCAGUCCGCUCACCGAAAAAGAGUUCUAUAAUAUACUCAUUGAAAAGUAUUUGAUGACAGAUGAACAGUUAAUUAGAAAUGGGUAUCCACGAGCUGUACCGGGUGAUGAGCAAUUGGUAACAAUUGCACCAACUCAUUUUGAAAUGUCUAAAUCGCAGAAGUCAUGGGCAGCAAAAGACGAUCUCGAGCGCCUAUGUUCAAGAUGUCAUAAGGAGUUUCGUCUGGAUCCCAAGGGCAAUGUAGUUCCUGCUGAAUGUAUUUAUCACUUCAAAGGACUUCAGAGACGUGGAGGUAUGCGAGGAGAGUCGUACUUUUCGUGUUGCGGUGCAGACCGCAAUACGCCCGGAUGUUGUGUAGCAGAAGCCCAUGUUUCUGAUACCUUGAAUGCCGAGGCUCUGCGCGAAUUCACACCUACACCCCCUUCACGAGGAGAAGAUGAUCCAAGAAGUGAAAAGGUGUAUGCCAUGGAUUGCGAAAUGGUCUACGGUGUUUGGGGCCCAGAAUUGGCCCGUGUAUCUGUUGUAGAUAUGGAUAACAAAUUAGUACUCGAUCUCAUUGUUAAGCCUCAUAAUAGAGUAAUCGACUAUAAUACACGGUUCUCUGGUCUGACGGCUAACCAAGUUGAAGCAUCUACAAUCGAUCUCUUCGAGGCACAAAAUCGUCUAUUCGAAUUAGUGAAUGAGCAAAGUAUAUUGAUUGGACAUAGUCUGGAAUCAGAUUUGAAAGCAAUGAGACUUCGUCAUGAAAAGGUCGUUGACACAGCCGUUGUCUAUGAACACAGGCAGGGAUUCCCUUUCAAACGAGCCUUGCGAAAUCUUGCCAGUGAGUACCUCCACAAGAUCAUCCAAGAGGAUGAAAGCGGUCACGACAGCCAGGAAGAUGCUGCCACUUGUAUGAGUUUAAUGCUCUUAAAAGCGAAAGACGACUACAAGUGA